AUGCAUUCCUUCACCUUCGCUACCUUCCUCCUGGCCGGCGCUGCCACUCUCUCCAACGCCGCCCCUAUCAACCCCAACGGCGUGGCCGCUCGCGACCCGGUCAACUCGAGUCACAUCCUCUCUUUCCUCUCCGGCGAGGGCAACGGCGACGAGAAGGGCGACAUUGGCAAGGCUGCCGUCACCUCGGUGAAGGUCAGCAAGCGCGAGGCCGACCCCAUCAACUCGAGCCACAUCCUGUCCUUCCUCUCCAGCGAGGGCAAUGGCGACGAAAAGGGCGACAUCAGCAAGGCUGCCGUGACGUCGGUGAAGGUUGGAAAGCGUGAUGCCGAGGCCGACCCCGUCAACUCUGGCCACAUCCUGGACUUCCUCUCCGCCGAGGGCAACGGUGACGAGAAGGGCGACAUUAGCAAGGCCGCGGUUACCUCGGUGAAGGUCAGCAAGCGCGAGCCCGUCAACUCUGGCCACAUUCUGUCCUUCCUUUCCAGCGAGGGCAACGGUGAUGAGAAGCCCGGCAGCGGCGGCCUUGUGGAUGCUAAUGUGAAGGUUGGCAAGCGUGAGCCCGUCAACUCUGGUCACAUCCUCUCUUUCCUCUCCAGCGAGGGCAACGGUGACGAGAAGGCCGGCAACCUGGUCGAUGCGAACGUGAAGGUUGGCAAGAACUAA
Molecule: messenger RNA, 663 nt
Organism: Diplodia corticola
Lineage: Eukaryota; Fungi; Ascomycota; Dothideomycetes; Botryosphaeriales; Botryosphaeriaceae
Product: nicotinate phosphoribosyltransferase
Exons: 1
Coding region: 1-663 (220 amino acids)
Source: RefSeq, a predicted model, not a curated record